GCGAUUCUGGCAAAGCACAACCAGAUCUGUUCGAUGACAGCCUCAAAUCUAAAGUUCGGCGCGUCAGUAGCCCUAAUUUUGUGGUUGUCGGCUGGCGUAGGGCAUUGCCAGGUUGGAUAUGUGCGGCACCUAUCGGAGCUGCGGAUUAAGGAGCUUGAGGACUUGGCGGCUCGCAUGCAGAACUCAAUUAACACCGACAAAUAUGCAUGCGACAGUUACUUUGACUACGUCUGUAGUCGCAAUCGGCCGCUCUUCUCCAUCAUGGGUCACAUGCCUCAGAUGAGUGACCUUAUGCAGUUAUUGACCGAGCUUCAAAAUGACCCAGAACAGUUUGAGGCAAAGCAGAAAAUGAUGGACUUCUUCAUUUCCUGCAACUCGCAGCACGCGCUGGAUGACUGCUAUCGCGAAACCUUUGAAUACUUCAAGCCACUAUUUGGGUACAUUGUUACAAAAAACAUCGUCAAUGGGGGAUCCCACGAGCUGGACGACUUUCUUGGCAUUUUAGACCGCUUCGUGGCCAGGCUGCAAAAAGAUAGAGAGUCCAAUCCUAUUCUCGACAAACUGGCAACUUACAAGCAGAAGUUCAAAACGCCACGCGUAUACUUCCACGCAAGAGAUCUAAGUCGGGAGUACCGAGACUUGCGUAUCUACCGGGAGAGCUACGAGCACAACAUUCGAAACCUUGAGCUGUAUCGAAAGCAGAAUUCGACUUACGAGCUAGGUGUCCAGCGCACAAUGCUGGAUUGGAGCAUGUACCUCUUUCAGAGCCGGAACAAGCCCAUGUCCUACUACUACUCUACGUUUGCCGUGCACUUGUAUAUGAUGCUUUUCAACAGCCGGGAACGUCAGCGCGAUUUUACGCGAUUCCGCGAAGAAGUAGAGUGUCUAAGGCUGCCGCAAUUCGUCAACGUGCUGGAUGAAGCCAGAAUGCUGGCCGUAAUAUACCUUAAGAGCUUCCGAGCCGCUUGGAUAGACUACAGCGCUUGGACCAACACACCACCACAAAACAAUGGGGUCUACGAUCAGGAGAACGGUAUCCUUCAGAAAUACCAUCUUGACAAUAAACGCAUCUUCUUUACACUCUAUGCCCAAAACUUUUGCGAGUUUGGCAAGGAUCUGGCCGAGCACGUCUUUUAUCUGGGUCUUAAGCAGAAUAAGGACUUCUUCGACAUAUAUUCAUGUGGGUUCCAAACGGAAAACCAUAUGACGUGUGUAUAAGCGAUCGAGUUCUUUGUUUCAUCAAUAUUUAAAUAUAUAACAUUAUCAAAUAGGAACACCAAAAGAAAUACAAUAAAGAAUGUUAUGCUUAUCACAUCAGGUUACAUAAAAAACCGA
Molecule: messenger RNA, 1335 nt
Organism: Drosophila takahashii
Lineage: Eukaryota; Metazoa; Arthropoda; Insecta; Diptera; Drosophilidae
Biological process (GO): proteolysis
Molecular function (GO): metalloendopeptidase activity
Source: RefSeq, a predicted model, not a curated record